CGCGUAUUGGAUUGUAAGUUUACGUCCGCACUGUAGAAAGUUGCUCUUUAGGUCAACAACGUUGGGCCGGCCUGCGCUUAUCUCGGUCAGGUGGAUACAGCUUCCCUGAUAUGCUCAUAAGCUUUUGAACAUUGAAGAUUUAAGAGUGAACACAUUACAGCUGUUGGGACUCUAGCUGUGCAUCGCUAGUCUCCUAUUAACUAUGAACGUCAAACAUACAUUGCAUACGUUUCUGAAGUCUGCAGUGGAGACGUUUGCUCCGCCUCUGUCCAAAAGCCAAUUCGAGGAGAAGCGGGUUCUCACACCAGAUGAGUUCGUAGCUGCUGGUGACUACCUGGUUCACGCCUGCCCGACUUGGUCAUGGGAGGGCGGGGAUCCAAAGAAGCGGCGCUCAUACUUCCCGCCCGAGAAGCAAUUCCUAGUGACACGAAAUGUUCCCUGCCUGAGGCGCGCGGGCGAGGUGGAGGGCGGCUACAACCCCAACCUUGAGUUCGCAGUGGAGGGCGGCGAGGCGGGCGAGGAGGGCUGGGUGGCCACCCACCAGGACCCCUCUGCUGCUGGUGGUGCUGGCGACGGUUCGUCCGCAGGUGCAGGGCGGGGAGGAGCUGCGCAGGGGCGAGGAGGACGAGGAGGUGGAGACGAGGAGGACAUUCCGGACCUGGAUGAUGCGGCAGCGGGGACAGCGGGCAGGGCGGGAGGAGCAGCAUGCGGGCGGGGCGAGGGGGACAUUCCUGAUAUCACGGACCUAGAGCUCGAUGAGGGGGAGGAUGAGGCCGCCGCCCCCACCGGCCGUACGGCAGCCGCUGCAGCCGUUUCGUCGUACCUGCGGUCCGAGGAGCCGGCGGACGACAACAUCGUACGAACCCGCACGUACGACUUGUACAUCACGUACGACCAGUACUACCAGGUUCCCCGCUUCUGGCUGGUGGGGUUCGAUGAGUCGCGCCAGCCGCUGCUGCCCAAGCAGGUUCUCGAGGACGUGUCUGAGGAGCACGCGCGCAAGACGGUGACGGUGGACCCGCACCCGCACCUGGGGGGCGGCCUGUGCGCCGCCUCCAUCCACCCCUGCCGCCACGCCGACGUCAUGAAGCGGCUGGUGGACCGGCUGGUGGAGGCGGGGCGGGAGUUCAGGGUGGAGCAGUACCUGGUGCUGUUCCUCAAGUUCAUCGCCUCCGUCGUACCCACCAUCCAGUACGACUACACCAUGUCAGUGGGCGGCGAGUGAGGAGGUGGCAGGCAGGUGGACUGCUGGCUGCUUGGCUUGCCGCUGUCCUGCUGCGGCUUCUCUGCUGCCGCCGGGGCCCUGCUGCUGUCGGCGCAUGCGACGCCAUGAGGAGCCGUCACCAGGCGCCCGGGUGGUGACGACGACGACGUGUAUUAAGAAAACUGGCCGCGAGUCGGAACGUAUUGUGACGACGUGUGUGUGCAUACGAGCCAGCAGCCUUUGUAACAGUACCUAGCGUUUGGCGGUGUUUGUACGACGUGUGUGUAGGGGCCCUUGUGUGCCGUACGGGUGUUCGGGUGUACGACAAAAGGUAGCUAUACACGGCUGCUGCAGUUGUUUGACGCUUGUUUUGUUGGUGGUGUACCGCAGCUAACAGUGCCCUGCAAGCACCGUAGUCGUACGUUGGGAGUUAUUCGGUUCAUGUGACGCCGUGCGCGUCAAAAUGGAGAGAUGCCUGCUGUGGUGGAGGGUGUACGACAGUGGACGGCAGAUGUACGGAUUGGCGGUACGACAAGGCUAGCUACGCUUGGCAAGAGGGAAGGAAAGCUCCUGAGGGCGGGCGGUGGCUUAUUGUUUGCUUGGCCGAUUCUUCUAGUUUUCCACUGCUGUAAUGCGUGCAGGAAUAGUUGCUUUCGGAGAUUGUCUUGACCAUUGGACACAGAAGCACAUCAGUAGAUUGCAGAGAGGCGACAAGCCAGGGAAGCGGGAAGGGGUCUCUCCAUCCCUCCCUCUUCUGAAAGGAUCAACAGUAAACAGGGC
Astrephomene gubernaculifera is the source of this 1984-nucleotide messenger RNA. NCBI's taxonomy places the organism in Eukaryota, Viridiplantae, Chlorophyta, Chlorophyceae, Chlamydomonadales, Astrephomenaceae. The record is from the annotation of a GenBank genome assembly.